Messenger RNA from Cinclus cinclus, 2871 nucleotides. It is a transcript of the gene C6, whose product is annotated as complement C6. Gene Ontology annotation, biological process: immune response. The transcript has 18 exons. Gene Ontology annotation, cellular component: membrane attack complex. Lineage: Eukaryota; Metazoa; Chordata; Aves; Passeriformes; Cinclidae. The record is from RefSeq and is a predicted model, not a curated record. Gene Ontology annotation, molecular function: protein binding.
AUGAGUCUGCAAUAUACCCUGACUUUUCAGGGAGCAAUCUUACAGUAAAUGGACACCUUUGCCGUGGGUGUGACUGUGCCAAUGCACCUGGUGCUGCUGAGCCUGGUGAUUGGGAGCAGCCAGGGGUGCUACUGUGAACAUUACCCUUGGGGGCCGUGGUCUGCCUGCUCACAGACCUGCAAUUUUGGCACACAGACCAGGCACAGGCAAAUAAGAAUGGAUGAAUAUUAUAGCCAAAACUUCUGUGACCAGCUGUGCACAAAACAAGAAUCUCGUACAUGUAACCAGCAAACAUGUCCUAUCAACUGUCAGCUUGGAGACUUUGGCCCUUGGUCAGAAUGUGACCCAUGUGUUAAAAAGCAAUUCCGUACCCGGGCACUCCUGCGACCAUCCCAGUUUGGGGGCCAGACAUGUACCGAGACACUGGUGGACUCCCGCCCAUGUUUCCCAGCUAAGAUCUGCAACAUAGUGGAAGUUGACUGCAAGAAUAAAUUUCGGUGUGAAAGUGGUCGCUGUAUUUCAAAAACAUUGGAAUGUAAUGGAGAAAAUGACUGUGGGGACAACUCUGAUGAAAGAAACUGUGGAAAGAAAAAGACUGUGUGUAACCGAAAGUAUGAGAGUAUCCCAGGUGUGCAAUUAAUAGGCAGUGGAUUUCACAUUCUGGCAGGUGAGAGCCGAGGGGAAGUUCUUGGCAACUCAUUCAAUGGAGGACAAUGCACAACAGUGAAGCGCAAUGAGACAAGGAAAUUGUAUCGUGUCCCUGCAAAUCUGGAGGUUGUCAGCUUUCAGGUAACAGAUGAAGAGGAUGAUGUAACAUCAGAUUUCUACAAAGACUUAACUCCCCUGAGUGAUAGUGCUUCUUACAGUAGCUCAUCCACUCGAAGUGGUAAACAUUCUUCUGGUAUCCCAUUUUUAUUCUCAAAAAAGACACGGGUCCAGGUUACAUCAUCUUCCUCCUUCAAGAAAGCUAUUAAAGCCUCACAUGAAAAGAAUUCCAACUUCAUUAGAAUCCAUAAAGUAAUUUCUGUUGCAAACUUCACAAUGAAACAGUCAGAUCUGCAGCUAUCAGAUGUCUUUCUAAAAGCACUUAACCACCUGCCCCUGGAGUACAACUACGCUUUAUACAGCAGAAUAUUUGAUGACUUUGGCACUCACUACUACACCUCUGGGAAAUUGGGUGGUUCCUAUGAUAUUCUUUACCAGUACAGCUCUGAGGAACUGCAGAACUCAGGUCUGUCAGUUGAGGAAUCAACAGAGUGUGUCCGAACAGAAACAACCAGGCGUGUGUUCUUCAGGAAGAAAAAGAAAGUCAGUACGAGAUGCACCACAAACAGGAUGACUGUGACACAUGAAGGUUCCAUUUUGGAGUCAGCCGAACGAUCACUUUCCCUGGUAAAAGGUGGUAGGUCAGAGUAUGCAGCAGCUUUGGCCUGGGAAAAAAAGGGGGCUUUUCCAGGACACAGAGUCUUCACAGACUGGCUAGAAUCAACAAAGGACAAUCCUGUGGUGAUUGACUUUGAGGUGUCACCCAUCGUGGACCUGGUGAGGAACGUGCCAUGUGCUGUGACCAAGCGCCACCAUCUGAGGAGAGCCCUGAGGGAAUACGUGGGCAGGUUUGACCCCUGCCAAUGUGCCCCAUGCCCCAACAAUGCCAGGCCUGUUCUCUCUGGGACAGAGUGCCUCUGCCUGUGCCCAGCCGGCACCUACGGCACCGACUGUGAGACGCGGGCUCCAGGUUACACAUCAGUUGCUGUUGAUGGCCGAUGGGGCUGCUGGUCCGAAUGGAGCCCAUGCAAUUCUUCCUUCAAAAAAAGAAGGAUCCGGGAAUGCAAUAACCCCUCCCCAAUGAACGGCGGGAAGCCAUGUGAAGGGCAGUGGGAAGAAGAGGAGGACUGUUAUGUCUCUGUGUUCAAAGACAGAGGUGCUCCUUGUAUAAAUGAUGAUGAAGCCAGGAGAGAAGAAAAUGUCUUGAUUAGUGAACCUGAGUCUGGAUGUCCCAGGCCAGACCCACCAGAUUACGGCUUUAUCAGGAAUGAAAAGAACCAGUAUGCUGUGGGGGAGGAAGUUGAAAUUGCUUGUGUGAGUGGUCAUAGCCUCAUUGGCUAUCAAUACCUUCGGUGUCUGCCAGAUCAAACCUGGACACAGCAACAUAUUGAGUGCCAACCCUCAGUAUGCCUCAGGCCACCAGUAUCUGACAGUGUCACAAUUUCCCCAUUUAAGCAACAAUACAACAUUGGUGAAACAAUGAAGCUGAGCUGCCAAGCUGGGUUUAUAGUCACUGGUCACACAAAGUAUACCUGUGGGAAAGACCUCUCCUGGAUACCUCCUGUUUUGAGGUCCACUACAUGUGAAAGAGAUGUGCAAACUAAUAUUAGAGGAAUUUGCAAUCCAGGACAAAAGCAGGUUGGAUCUCAGUGUGUUUGUAUGUCUCCAGAAGAAGAUUGUGGCCACUACUCAGAAGACAUCUGUGUGCUACAUGCUGUUUCUGAACAGAAUGUGACCAAGUCCAGCUGCCAGUACUCAGCUGAAAUGUGCCUCGGAGUGCAGACAUUUCAUUUCUUGCAUGCUGGCCCUUGCCAUGGCAAUUCCAACCUAGACUGGGCUAUUGAGAGGGCAAAGCUCUCUACAAAUAGCUUGAAGAAAAUUCCCUGUGGCUAUGACACCUGCUAUGACUGGGAGGAUUGUCAAGAGACACAGACCCAGUGCUCCUGCCUGAUGCCUUACCAGUGCCCCAAAGAAGACAUCCGCCCUCACUGCAUCCAAAUGGAGGCAACAGGGAGGAGGAGGACAGUCAGUCAUUGCAUGCUGGCAGCCAUGAAGUGUGCUGGCAUCAAACUGCAGAUGCUGGAGCAGGGGAGCUGCCUGCCAUAA